This is a messenger RNA of Penicillium longicatenatum, 4230 nucleotides long. RefSeq names its product Mtc5p. Gene Ontology annotation, molecular function: protein binding. Bases 1 to 4230 code for a protein of 1409 amino acids. The transcript is spliced from 2 exons. The record is from RefSeq and is a predicted model, not a curated record. Lineage: Eukaryota; Fungi; Ascomycota; Eurotiomycetes; Eurotiales; Aspergillaceae.
AUGUCGAGCUCCAUGGAGCCGCGGCCGCUUACGUCGGCCUUCGAGAGCCCGACCUUUGAUGAGGACAGCUCAUUUCAUGUGGAACAACCGGUCGGUUCUAUGUCCAUAUCCCCUUGCGGGCGGGAUGUGGUGCUGGCCUCCAAGGAAGGUCUACAUGUCAUUGAUCUGGACUCACCGUAUUCUCCACCCCGUUAUCUGCCUCACCAUACACCAUGGGAGGUCGCCGAUGUGCAGUGGUCUCCUUUCGCCUCUCGCGAUUAUUGGGUGGUAAGCACAUCUAACCAGAAAGCUUUGGUAUGGAAUCUAGCCAUGAAGACAUGGCAGAACUCCAUCGAGUUUGUGCUCCACGCACAUUCGCGCGCGAUUACGGACAUAAACUUUUCGGCGUUCCAUCCCGAUAUUCUUGCUACCUGUGCCGUCGACAGUUUCGUUCAUUGUUGGGAUCUUCGCACACCGUCCCGUCCGGCGAUCUCGUUUUCGGAUUGGUUUACCGGCGCCACCCAAGUGAAAUGGAACCGGCAAGAUCCCCAUGUGAUUGCUAGUUCCCACGAUCGCUUUCUUCGUAUCUGGGACGAUCGCAUGGGCGCGUACCCGAUUCGGUCCAUCGAAGCUCAUGACACGAAGAUUUAUGGCGUGGAUUGGAAUCGAGUCCGGCGGGGCGCUUUAACGACGUGCUCGCUUGACAAGACAAUCAAAUUUUGGGACUAUACCUCGGAAACCGAUGAGCCCGAGAAGCUGAUACGGACUCCAUUUCCCGUAUGGCGUGCUAGAAAUACUCCGUUUGGAUGGGGUGUGACUGCCAUGCCACAACGGGGGAACAGCGAUCUUCAUCUUUAUAGCCGGCGAGCCGGCGAAGGCAGCAAUCCCGAAGAUGACCUGCCUUUAGUGCACAGCUUCCCAGGCCAUAAAGGUCAGGUGAAAGAAUUUCUAUGGAGGCCCCGCGGCGGUGUGGUGGAUGGAAUCGAUCACCGAGAAUUCCAGCUGGUCACAUGGGGCACAGACCGAGAGCUGCGUCUACAUCGUGUAAACCCUGAAAUCUUCGAGCGCGUUGGAUAUGAGAAGGGCAAGUCUUUUAUCUCUACUCGGAAUGUGACUCGCCUAGGUGCAGUCUAUCGAAGCUUUAGAGAUGUCAAUUCGGAUCUAGACUUGGAGGACCUAGACUCCGCGUCUUCGAUCCAGCAAAGCGCGAACACACAAUUUGCUGGGGGACCUGGAAUGAAUGCUAUAUCAGUCCCCCAUGCUCGCGCAUGGACGAAGAGUGCUCAUGUCGAUGCUCGCAUGGGCAUGCAGCCACGAUCAAACCUCAGGGCAGACACAAACCCCAUUGCUUGGAUGCGUGGUGUGAAAAUAUCAGGUUGGGAUAUCGAGACUCUGGGAGACGAGAUCAGCCACGUAGGAGACAUGUUCACGAAGGUUGCCUUUGAAUCAGUUGAUGUCCGCCAGAGAAAGAUCACCAUAUCGCUGAAUGGACCAUGGGGUGAAAAGGGUGACACCCUUUUCUUAAAAGUGGAUAUAAAAUUCCCGGUCAGCUAUCCGAAAACCGCUAUUCCAACCUUCAAUUGCCAGAAAACCGCAGCUGUGACCGAUGAAUUGUCUGGCAAGAUUACAGCUGAAUUGCGAACAAUUGCUGAAACCUACAUGUCUCGUAAACGAGGAUGCCUGGAAGGCGCUGUACGUUAUCUUCUGGGCGAGAGUUCACUGGAGGAGAGCGUGGCGUUGGUCCUGGGUGAAACAGCUGACACGGUCAAAUCCCCAAUAAACGGUGAACUGGAAGGCGAAUCCAGCGAUGAAGAUGAAGUUGGUAUGACACAGAGUCAGGAGUUGGGAAUGAGCUCUGAGCUGCUCCGCCCGGUGAAUGCCAAUGUUAUGGUCCCGGUAGCAAAGGGAUGCGGUGCGCUAUGGGCAAAUGAUGGCCGUCUUAUUUGCUUUUUCCCUGCUAAAAAAGACAAAUCCACGGCUCUAUUUGACAAUCUUGGUUUUAAGGAGAUGAGCAGAUUGUCUCGGACAGACAAAGUUUUUGAAGGGUUCGGGCGCCUGCAGACUAGCUCCCCGGGACCACGCAUGACCGGUACUAUCACAAGCACGGUCGAUGGUGCAUCAGAUGACUCCGAUGAUUCAUACUCCGAGACCUCGAGUUCGUCAGGCUCUUCUGAUAUUCUCUCUGGAAUACCUGCCACUCGGUUUCAGCCACCACAGACUUGGCGUAGUGCCGGCAGUAUGGGAAUUUAUCGGCCUCGGUCUACUGACAAUUCGCAACGGUCAAUUGGUGGUGCUGCGACGAGCAAAUCAGCCGAUUUAGCUCAAAAUGUAGUCUCUAUUCACGAUCUCAGCGAUCUGCUACCCGUCAAAAGGGAACUGGCUAGCAAAUACCGCAUCUGCGGCGAGGGGACAGUUGUGUGCGCCCAUAAUGCUGCAGUCGCCCUGGAUGCUGGGUAUUACGAACUGGCUCAAAUAUGGGGCCUGAUCAAGCUCAUCUUGCACGUUCAGCGAAAGCCCGUCUCUCCUAAAGACGCCAAAAUGGGGACGCGACGGGCCUUGAGAAAAGAAGGCCUCGAUAUUAGCCACAGCCUAGGCAAAAGUGGUUUAUACAAAGAUGUCGCUAACAGUGUUAUCCGAUGGGGCGAUCACCCCUUGGGUAGCCACUGGCUUGUUUCCGCUCUUUUCGACCAUUUUGAGAGUAUCGGCGACGUGCAAAUGGUCGCUAUGCUCUCUUGUGUCCUCUUCGAACCCAACAAGGAAGGAGGGUCAGAAAAAGUGAAAGAAAAACAUCCCGAACAACAGGAUUUCUCCUUGGACUUCUCCCCUGUCACAUCAAAUGCACAGAACAAAUCGCUUGCUACCACCCCAGCUUCAUCUGUCCCAAGAGAGCCACAAGUCAUGCCUCCCCACACAUCAGCACGGUCAUCGAGCGAGCUUUGGCGAGCUGACUCCACGCCUCCUUAUUCUACUGGCACCACACCUCCCUACCUAUCCCGCCCACGCGGCAUAGCCGCUAACCGGAAAGCACAGAGCCAAAAUGUAUCCAUGGCGGCGUCACCUGAUCAGCAGUCUCAUCCACGAAGUGGGUCCGGGUUUGGCUCGGUCCUAGCGUCUUCACUAUCACGCUCAUUCACAUUUGGGCCAUCAUCGGCAUCUCCUCCAGUAAAUCAUUUGAGCAAGAAGAAACAAAGUCCAGGCGAGAGCCCGAGUGUGGUGACUAUUCAGGUGCCCUCGUCGGACACCGAAAGUGAUCAGCCUCCCCCCAAGGCCAUGAAGUCUACCACACGAUUCAAAGUCACUUUCAAGAAUCAAAGUGAAUUCAAUGGUGACGAGUCUACACCGGGCUAUUGCCUUUUAGACCGAAGCAAAGAAUGGCUCUGGAAAUCGUACCGUGCUGCGUAUGCCGAUAUAUUGUCCAUGUGGGAUCUCCCUAUUCAACAAGCCGAGGUCCUCAAGAUUGGCGAAGUGGCCGACGAUAUAGAUGACAUGCACAUGAGCCAUUAUUGGAACAGUCACAGUUCUAAGAUGUCUCCACUUCGUGAAUCGAGAAAGCGUGAUACCAUGGAAGGUCUUGAGGGUCUCGACUUCCAGCGUCACUGUGCUAACUGCGGCCAUGCCCUGCAAACGUCCAUUUUUGCUCCGACACCCGUGGCUCCUGAUACUCCGUCUAAGCGCAAUCGCCAGUCUUCAUUCCGCCGUUGUUCGAACUGCAAACCACGACAAGCACUACCCACCAAGCUCCCUUGUGUGAUCUGUCAUGAAGUCGUGGAUGGAAUGCUAGUGCCCUGUCUCAGCUGUGGCCAUGUGAGCUGUUUCGACUGUCAUCAACGCUGGUUCCUCCCAGCUGAUCUCAAUAAUCCUGGCGACUUACCUCCGCCAUCAUGUCCCAGCGGAUGUGGCUGUAAUUGCUUUGAACAUGUUGCAGCUGCUGUGCCCAUGCCGGCAUGGGAGCCGGUCUCCCCAAACCCAAGAGAGAAUCCUAUUAGUCCCGUCCAGACACUCGCCCAAGAAAAGCGUCAUCGUCGUCGCCAAUCUGAGCCUGCUGGAACCAAUGGCUCAGGUCGAAAAACACCUACCUUGAAAAUUGGCGUGGGACAACAAGAAAAUGACCUGGAUGUAUUCCAAACCUCUUCACCGUUUGCAUCUCUUGCACGAGGUAUGGGCGGUGGACUCAGCCAAGGUCUACGCUCGAAGGAGGAUCACCGGAGAAAGAACCGCUCCAUUGCGAUCGCCAUGCCCAAGCGGAAAUAA